This is a messenger RNA of Talaromyces rugulosus, 237 nucleotides long. RefSeq lists its product as uncharacterized. Bases 1 to 237 code for a protein of 78 amino acids. The transcript has 2 exons. Lineage: Eukaryota; Fungi; Ascomycota; Eurotiomycetes; Eurotiales; Trichocomaceae. The record is from RefSeq and is a predicted model, not a curated record.
AUGGUGAAUGACGACGACACACCUGGGUGGAGAGUGUUCAAAGAUAUUGAAUGGGGGUCUGGUACUGUUGAUCUCUAUGAGCUCGACAAACUAAAAGAUCUUGCCGAAUUUGAUGAAGAGAUGGCAUCAGCGGCUGACGACGAUGAGGUUAUUCCCGAACGCAUCCUGAAGGCUUUUCCAUCAGUUGAUGACAUUUUAUCUUGGGAUGCUUCUAUAUUUAUUCACUGGGCAGCUUAA